This is a messenger RNA of Cololabis saira (Pacific saury), 3508 nucleotides long. RefSeq names its product transforming growth factor beta-3 proprotein-like. The record is from RefSeq and is a predicted model, not a curated record. The coding region runs from base 469 to 1695 and encodes 408 amino acids. Lineage: Eukaryota; Metazoa; Chordata; Actinopteri; Beloniformes; Belonidae. The transcript is spliced from 7 exons. Gene Ontology annotation, biological process: BMP signaling pathway; transforming growth factor beta receptor signaling pathway; regulation of cell population proliferation. Gene Ontology annotation, cellular component: extracellular region. Gene Ontology annotation, molecular function: type II transforming growth factor beta receptor binding; type III transforming growth factor beta receptor binding; cytokine activity.
CAUCGGCUGCGCAAAAGCUCCACAGUCGGUACGGUGACAGCCUGCGGUCCGCCUGUCCAGGGACAAUAAAGCGGAUGUAGAGUUUAACGAGUCAGACAACAGGGAGAGUGUGGCAAGCAGUGGGACGGACGUCUGAAAUCGAACGGCUUUGAAAGAAUGCAGGAGAAAAGUUUGUUUCUUUCUGCAGGCAGAGAUACUUGUUCCAGAUGAAGUUUAUAAAAAGGUGGAGGUUGUCUGUUCCAGACUUUGAGUGAUGCCUGAUGGGCCAACACCAAUUCGGAUGCCUGCUGAUGACAAAAGAGGACUGCUACAAGAAAAAUAAGCCCGAAGUUAGUCAGUAGUUGCAUGCAAGGUGGUCAGAAGAAACAUCAGCUUGAUCUGAAAGGCUGGGUAAAGACUGGACCUGGGCUGUCCUCGCUGUGAAUCUUCACAUUUCAUCUCCAGGACGAACCAGAUGCAGACGCAGAGAUGCAUUUGGGUAAGGCGUUACUGUUCGUUCUCCUCCUCAACUGCGCGACGCUGAGCUCGGCCCUGUCGACCUGCGCCACCGUGGAUCUGGACCAUGUGAGGAAGAAGAGGGUCGAGGCGAUCCGAGGUCAGAUCCUGAGCAAACUGCGACUGACGAGUCCGCCGCACUCUGUUGCACCGAGUGAAAUCCCCUUUCAGACCCAAGCAUUGUAUAACAGCACCAAGGAGCUGCUGGAGCAGCUGUGGAGGGACCGGAAUCAGAAAUGCGGCGUGGACAACACAGAGACAGAGUACUAUGCCAAAGAGAUUUACAAAUUCAGCAUGAUCCACGGGCCACAAGAAAACAAUGAUCUGCUCCUCUGCCCAAAAGGAAUCACCUCCAAGAUUUUCCGUUUCAACGUGUCUGCCAUGGAAAGGAACUCGACCAACCUUUUCAGGGCCGAGUUUCGAGCGCUGCGGUUCCCAAACCGAAAUGCCAAGAGGGCUGAACAGCGGAUCGAACUCUACCAGAUCGUGAGGCCUAAUGAUCACAUUAGGAAGCAGCGCUACAUCGGAGCCAAAACUGUGCCAACCAAAAGCGCUGAAGAGUGGAUCUCCUUCGAUGUGACUGAAACUGUAAGAGAAUGGCUGAUGAACAGAGAGUCCAACUUUGGCUUGGAAAUCAGCGUGCAUUGUCCCUGCCACACCUUCAGCUCAAAUGGUGACAUCAUUCACGAUGAAAGCGAGGCGCUGGAGGUGAAGUUUAAAGGAGUUGAUGUAGAAGAGGAGGAGAAUCGCUCAGACCUGGAUAGACUGAAGUGGAAAAAGGAGCAAGAGCUUCCUCACCUCAUCCUCAUGAUGAUCCCGCCCCACCGCCUGGAUACUCAGACCACCCGCCGACGCAAAAGAGCCCUGGACACUAACUACUGCUUCUCGAACGCGGAGGAGAGCUGCUGUGUCCGCCGACUCCACAUUGAUUUCCGGCGUGAUCUGGACUGGAAGUGGAUCCACGAGCCCAGUGGUUACGAUGCCAACUACUGCUCUGGACCGUGCCCUUACCUGAGGAGCUCGGACACGACGCACAGCUCGCUGCUGAGCCUUUACAACACUCUGAAUCCAGGGGCGUCCGCCUCCCCCUGCUGCGUCCCUCAAGACCUGGAGCCCCUUACUAUACUCUACUACUCCGGACGGACCCCCAAAGUGGAGCAGCUUUCCAACAUGAUUGUCAAGUCUUGCAAGUGUAGCUGAAAGGACGCGAGGGGCAGUUUUUAUGCAGGAUCUCUCUAGGUACAGACCAAACCCACGUCCUACGACUUUUGGACUCCUGUGACAGGUCCUUGAAUCGAUCCUGUGGCCCUGCAGCCUCGAUCUGAUCUGAACACCACUCCUCCUUAUUUUAACGGAUGCAGAUUUUCUCAAACACUUGAGAUUCUAUUUCUUUUUCCUUCUGUUUUUGUGCUUUUGUUCUGAGUUAGUCAGUUCUGGGAGGCAAGUAAUUGUAACGUUUUUUUAAAGAUUAUUAUUUCGAAUCGAACGUAACCCAACAAGAAUGUUAGAAUACACCUUAAAAUACCUCCAUCUACAUAUAUAUAUAUAUAUAUAUAUAUAUAUAUAUAUAUAUAUAUAUAUAUAUAUAUAUAUAUAUAUAUAUAUAUAUAUAUAUAUAUAUAUAUAUAUAUAUAUAUAUAUAUAUAUAUAUAUUAAACAAAACAAUCUGGAGCUGCUUCAUAGAAAACAACUGAAAUAGACUCGUUUUGUGGUUUAUUUUAAGGUCCAUCGCUCAGUCAAAUAGUCCAAAAGAUAACAGCCUUUACAUGUUCAGCAGUUCAACUUUCUUAUUUCAAGCCUAUCUGUUAAAUAGUUACUAAAAUAAUGAAAAACUUCUAAAAUAACUUCUUUCAGGCUCAAUUUUUCCUUGAACUUGCCUCAAGUUUCCUUCACUUCAAACAGUGGGCAUUAUCUUCAAACACAAAAGCAGAAAGGACAGACCCGCUGCCGUGUCCAAAGCCAUAGCUGUGGUCAGGGAAAAGGAGAGCCGACAGAGAAUGCCUGUUGGAUUUGCAAUGGAAAGUCAAUGAACAAUGAAGUUGAGCCAAGCUUUUCUUUUUUUGGCCAGCCGGCAGCAAUGGCCUUUUUUUUGUGUGUGUGUGUGUGUGUGGGGGGGGGUUAUUUUAUUUCAGUGCAUCUAUUAGAACAGAUGGAAGAAGAAGACCUGUAUGGCAGAGAAGAACUACCACACCGCAAUUCACUGGAUGUUUUCAUCCCGAAGAGCUUCAAAUUAUUUUUGGGACUUCAAAGAAUAUACUGGAAGAGAGCGAGCGUUACGCAACAGGUUUUCAUGAGAUUUCUUUUAUAUUAAUAGCAGAUUCGGUCUGUUAUGCAACUUGUCGUACAGUGAUUGUUUCACAAACUGGGACGGGAGUUGACAUGUAUCGCCGUUAUCCGUGAUGGAAGCAAUUACAUAUAUUAGACUAUGGGUACUGUUACUUUUCCUUUUCCUGGUCCUGGUUUAUGUGAUCCAGCAUGUGCCCAUCUCAAACGCUGUGGGCUCGACCCUGAGAAAGUAAAAAUCACAGCACUUUUUUUUUUUCAGCAGCAACAGGAAAUGUAAUGUAAUUUAAAUUUUUUUGCUUCCUUUGUCUACUUUAGUUGUUUUUUUUCCCCCUCUUCAAACCCACUUUCUUAUCUACUCAUCUGUCAGACUUUAUUCGCGUGCACGAGUCUCGUGUGCAGUCAAGACAGACUCCGGUGUUCCCAAAACACUGCAGUCUUUCAUUCCCUGCGCUCCGUCUCUGUUUGUUUUGGUGCUCUUUUGCAGCACGAAGCACGAAUGGAACAAAAAUGGCAAGGUAGGGGAAAAAGUCAUAACGUGACAGCGGCUGGAUCUGCAGUUAGACCUCGUUCUCUCAGGCGGGAGCAGCGGUUCUGAAUCCCUGCACUGUUUUGACGUUUGCCCGGUCACAGAUACCUUUUCGUGAAGUUUUUCUUUCUGUGGGGAGGGGAGGGUAAUAUUGUUUGACGUGACUUGUUGAUUGUUAUUAAAAGACAUCAUGUAAAACUG